This is a messenger RNA of Trichobilharzia szidati, 3097 nucleotides long. Lineage: Eukaryota; Metazoa; Platyhelminthes; Trematoda; Strigeidida; Schistosomatidae. The record is from the annotation of a GenBank genome assembly.
UAGUGGCCGUGGAGUGCGAACGCAUCAGUGACUUUGAAGGCAUACCAUCCGUCGUUAUUGCAUAACCUGUCGUUAUUAACAGCACCCCAGUAUGAACGUGGUGCGAAACAUUGAGGUGCAGAUUUUAUCCCGAUCUCAUUUUUAAGUAUCGUUUGGAUAAUGGGUGGUUAGAAUUAUUCUGUGGUAUACCUAUUCAUAUUAAUUUUCAACGGGGAGUUUAAUCAUGUCCUUCAGUUCUGAGCAAGUCUGAUUACUAUCGCAACAGCACCAGAAGCACUCUCAUCCAAAUGCUCACUAAUUAAUAAGUUGUCUUUUCAAUCAUCUUGCCAUCCCAUCCCUUCCUAUGCCAUCUCCAUACCUAUACUAUUCACUAUUCUGUGGAAGAAGUAUACAACAGUUUAUCACUUGAGGCAUUAUUUGAACAGUUUGCCUUCAAUAAAACCAUGCAAAUUAAAGUUAAAAAUCAAACAGAGAAUAAAGAAUCUGGACUACCAUAAUGCAUCGAGUUCUAUCUGUGCAAAAUCGGGAAGUAUGAUCAGUCGAAGUGUAAAGAGUUCCACUCCAGUUUCUUUUAUCUCAGAGGAAUGGAAAGAAUCCUCUCUCUAUAAAUAUCUAUACAGGCGCUCUUAUUCGAUUUGACAGGAAGUUUCACGACGUUGUUUCUUUCCAUCAGUUACAGUCCGAAGAAUGAAAAAAGUCUACUCUUUGUGUAGGCACCAGAAUCCGCCACAUAAAAGCUUCUUCUAAAGAAGAUGAAGCGUUGAAUGCAGAUGGUAUUAAAGUUGCAGCUGUAGCCGAAUUUCUACUCGACAAAUUAAUAGUCGAAGAGUUCAAAGACCUACAAAGUACCCUUUCAGUCAGUGGUCUUUUCUCUGAAAGAAAGACAUUCCAGUUUUUCAUUUAUCACUCAUGCUGCAUAUAUUUAUUGACUCUACCAAUUAUCUACAUCAGUCGACAUUGUUGUCCACUAUUCUUCACACUACGGGUGUCAUCAACUUUUCUGAUUUUUCACUUGUUUCUUUGAAGGGAUUUGACUGAUCUCGAGAUUGAUCACGAUUUGACAGCAGUUAGAGCAUCUUUGAAAACUAGGGGGUGUUGUACAGCUGUUUUGUUGUUGUUAUUGUUGUUUGUGUACCUUAAGCUUACACACCUAUGUCGCCGCCGGGAAUUGAACCCGGAACGUUCUGGUUACAACCCGAGCUCCUACACCACUCAACCAUUGGGACAAAACCCAGUUGUCCAUAAAUCUAACUCCAACCAUUCGCGAUAUAUAUGACGCAGUCGCCAGUCAAUAUCUUCAGCGAGCAGUUAGGCUCACAGAACUCGGUGGGACGCUCUGGUCAUGACCUCUUCAAUUAAAAACGUCGGCCAACUUCAUGCUGUAAUGAGUCACCAGUGAGCACUAAAUUGAAUUUCAUCUGUAGGUCUUAGGGAUUCGAUUGAUUUAAACGUUGAACUGGCCUUGUGUAGGCUUGAAGGUUGUGGGUCCUAUUCUCGGUGAGAACAUGGAUUAGUACUGUUGUAUUUUCCCAAACAAGGAAGAAAUGACUGUCCAAUGCUCCUUGGAGAACUAAUUAUAACUGGAGUUUAGACUUUAGCUCCUUAGUGGAACUUUGGGCUUUCCAGGCUUGAGCUUUGGAGUUUCAUUAGCAGCAGUGCUGUUUGUUUUUCACGAUGUAGGGUUGCUAGCCUCACUCACACCCAACUUUCCCGCUAUUUACCGGGCUUACUGCCGGUUAAACCAGUUCUAGAAGUACGUCAGCUGGGGAUCAUCGAUCGAGUCCCGGACCGCAUGGGUGAUCGACGAGUAUUCUACCACUAAGUGACUUGUUGGAAUACCUGGGCGUUUAUCCAAGUAGCUCUGGCAUGCUAAGAGGCGAGCUUUCUGCCACUUGACCAAGUGCGCCCCUCUACUACUUUAAUUGUAUGUGAGAUACCCUUCCAUUUUAUUUUGCUUAAUGUGUUAACCAACCUUACCGUGUGUUGUUUUUCCUGUUUCUUAUUUUCUCCUAGUAUGGCUACUUGGUGGAAUGAAAAUGCUAAAGUUUCUGAUUGUGAUGAUCCGAAGGAGAUGAUUACUACUACUACUACUACUACUACUACUACUACUACUACUACUACUACUACUACUACUACUACUACUACUACUACUACUACUACUACGGCGACGACAACGAAUACUGCUGCUACUGUUGCUGCUCGUCCUCCUCUUCCUUCAUGUAGCAGCCCUAUUGAAUAUGUAAAUAAACUAUUUAAUAAUAAAUAUGUAAAGAGAAAAGCAUCAACAACAACAACAACUUCGGAAACUAGUGGUAUUACACCUAAUAAACGUGUGUGUCCAUCACUAAACAAAGGUGAUUGCAACAACAACAGCGUACAAGGUAGUUGUCAUCGCAUUAUUGAAGGUGUUGGUGUUAGUGCUAGUGUUGGAGGUGAUGAUAAUGACCAACUGAGUUCAACUAAUAAUUCUGCUAUUACUACUCCUUGUGUUGACGAGGGGGCGCAAGAACAGGUCAGCAGCGGCGGAGGAGGGACAUCACGUAGUUCUGAUGAUACAAAUGUUACUGAAAUGUCAGCGUUUGAUAGACCAACAAUACCAAGUGGAGUUGUAUCAUAUCCGCCUGUAUGUCAGAUAACUUAUAAAUGUUACGUGUGUCAAAGACGAUUUACUGCUCGUUCUUCGUGUCUGCGUCAUAUGACCAAUUUGCAUGGAGCUGUAACAUCAGAGCUGAAGUGGAAUCUUUUGACUGAAACAAAUUAUGUCGCAUCUACUCCAGCUGGACCUAAAAACAAUAACCCUAAUUUGUUGUCGUUGUUGAAUAAUAAUAAUAAUAAUAAUACCCCAGCUACUGGAUCCGGCUCAACAGCACCACCAGCGACGACGUCAUCGUCAUCAUCGUUGUCUAAAUCAGGUGAAUCUGUUCGUGAAGAGAAUGACGGCAGCAGCAGUGGCGGUGGUGUUGUCAGAAAGAUAUUCUUUUGUGCACUUUGUAAUAAGUGUUAUAGGUUACGAUAUAGUUUAAUAAGACAUAAAUCUUUACAUCAUGGACAGGCGAAUAGUCAGGCAGGCUGGCAAGCAGACUAUUAUUAUUAUUAA